This is a messenger RNA of Caretta caretta (loggerhead turtle), 3041 nucleotides long. RefSeq names its product queuosine-tRNA mannosyltransferase (gene QTMAN). Lineage: Eukaryota; Metazoa; Chordata; Testudines; Cheloniidae. The record is from RefSeq and is a predicted model, not a curated record. Gene Ontology annotation, molecular function: glycosyltransferase activity.
GAAUCUCAAUUUCUUUUUCUCCAACUUCAAGGUGAAAGGAAGCUUAAAAAGAAUUUCUUUCCUUAAAAAGAAAAGGAGUACUUGUGGCACCUUAGAGACUAAUAAAUGUAUUUGAGCAUAAGCUUUUGUGAGCUACAACUCACUUCGUCCGAUGCAUGCAGUGGAAAAAACAGUGGGGAGAUUUAUAUACACAGAGAACAUGAAACAAUGGGUGUUACCAUACACACUGUAACAAGAGUGAUCAGAAAACCAGAAGUGGAAGAAAAUGAAGUAUUUUUGUGUUCAUGCUUUGCAUACACCAAAACUGAAACAAAUUUUAGAAUCCAAGAAGAUUUGAAAAACGUACAAGUAUGCGUAUUCUUCUAAUUGAAGCUUUUUAUGGUGGUUCCCACAAGCAGCUGGCAGAUCUUCUACAGGAGGAGAUAGAAGAAUGUGUCCUUUAUACACUCCCAGCAAAGAAGUGGCACUGGAGAGCACGGACUGCUGCUCUAUAUUUCAUGCAAACAGUGCCAGCUAAUGCUAAUUACAGGAUCCUCUUUGCAAGCUCAGUGCUUAACCUGACUGAACUUAUUGCCCUUCGGCCUGACCUUGGCAAAUUGAAAAAGGUCCUUUACUUCCACGAGAACCAGUUGGCAUAUCCUGUACAGAAGUGCCAGGAAAGAGAUUUCCAAUAUGGAUACAACCAGAUUCUUUCAUGUUUGGUUGCUGAUAUUGUGGUGUUCAACUCUGCUUUUAAUAUGGAGUCAUUUCUUACAUCUAUCGGAAAUUUUCUGAAGCUGAUUCCUGACCACAGGCCUAAGGAUCUGGAAAAAAUAAUCAGACCAAAGUGCCAAGUUCUUUACUUUCCAGUCAGGUUUCCUGAUGUGAGCAGAUUCAUGCCGGAGCACAAACUGGCCCAUUUGGAGAAGAUAACUGGUGUUAAAGGAAAUGGAGAUACUUAUCUAUUCAGGGGUCUGCCUUUCCAACAGAAGUAUAGAGCCACUGGGAGUUUAAUGAAAAACAGCAGCUCAAGUCCUGAGUCUGGACUUUGUGAAGCACAGUCUGGACUUUGUACCACACAACAAGAAAGACUACAAUUUCCAUUAACAUCACUAGAGAAACUGAACAAGUCUAAAGCAUCAGAAAGUACAAAUCAAGAAGUGCCUUGUCAAGAAGAUAAGCAACAUGUGACUUUUAACCCUUGUAAUCUCUUGAGUGGAAUGGACUAUCAGCAAAGACCUUUGCACAUUGUCUGGCCUCACAGGUGGGAACAUGACAAAGACCCUGAGAGUUUCUUUAAAGUAUUACUGAAACUUAAGGAGAUGGACCUACCUUUUCAUGUGUCUGUCCUUGGAGAGACCUUCACUGAUGUCCCAGCUCUAAUCAGCACAUCUAAGAAGAUGCUCAACACCUCCCAGAACCAGGACCUUGUUUUCUGUUGGUUAAGGCAGGAUUCUGUAUUUGCCUUUGUUAUAACUGAUAUAUUUUCAGAGGCCAAAAAGGCAUUGGAAUCUUCUGUCUUGCACUGGGGCUACUUACCUAGCAAAGAUGACUAUUUCCAAGCUCUGUGCAUGGCUGAUGUUGUGAUCUCAACAGCUAAACAUGAAUUCUUUGGAGUGGCAAUGAUAGAAGCUGUAUAUUGUGGUUGCUAUCCACUAUGUCCUAACGCUUUGGUGUAUCCAGAAAUAUUUCCAGCUGAAUAUCUGUAUUCUACACCUGAACAGCUUUUUAAAAGGCUUCAGAAUUUCUGCAAGAGACCAGAUAUUGUAAGGAAACAUCUCUAUAAGGGUGAGAUGGAUCAGUUUUCUUGGGCAGCACUACGUGGUAAAUUCAGGUCUCUGCUCACAACAGAAUCUAGGGAAGAUUUGUGACAGAUGGGGCUAAGUCACAAACUUGCAGCCUAAGGCAGAAUCUGUAGAACUUUCCAGAGUGUGCCCAUAUUUACCUGAUCAGAGAGAAAAGAAAAUCUGCAGAGGAAGCUGAGCCUGGCUGCUUGUCAUAGCUGACACAGAGCCAUCUGCCACAAACCUGUGGCGGCUUCAGAUCUCCAAUCCCUGCCACCACCCCAACUCAAAUUAAAUACAGAUUCCUAGAGACGUUAUGAUGGUUACACAUGUCCUCGGCAUCACAUGCAGGAGACGGUUCAAAAAAAAUAUGUGGCCUGUUGUAUAACCGCACUCAUGUAUCCCAUAUGUGGUGCCACAUUGAAUUUCCGGUUGAAUCUGUUUUUAUCCUUUGUACUGGAUGACAUGGUGCCUGAAUUCUUUCUUUUUGCCGACAUGAUGGCAGCCAAACUGCAGCUUCAAACACUCACACUUGGCUGAGUUUCUACCUAGGUUGCCAGGUUAUCAUUGGAGCCUUAUUGUGUCCUCAAAGGGCCACAGGGCCUGAAAGGAGGAUCAGAGUGCUACUGGACUAAUUGGGCAGCCAUCUACAAAUUGUUUGUAGGCAAAGCACUUUUCUUUUUGCAAAUUAAUGACUCUCUGGCACAGGGUUUUUAAGUGAAGGUAUUAAUAAGGGGUCUGGCAGGUAUUCCCAUGAUUCACAGUUACAUUUGCAUUUAAUUAAUCUUAAAGAAAGCUGCAAGAUAAACAGCUGUAAUUCAAACUAGCAUGGGAAAUAUGCUACAUGGUGCCAUCUAUCCGAUAAAAUGAAAGCUGAGACACUUGUUUUAUUUCUCUCAAGGAUGGAGAACAAACAGAUAACUGUCAAAAUACUUCCAAUAAAAACCAAUAGUUUUUAUGUAACUGCAGUUCAUCAAAAAUCUUUGCAUUCAGUUACAAAUAUAAUCUUUUAAAGAUAAAUCACUUAUGAUUCUAAGCAUUAAGCUGCUAUGUUUGCUGAUGUGAAAUGUUUUGAAGAUUUAGAUUGUACAAUAAAUUUUUAAUAAAGUGCUCACUGCAAUUUUUAAUUAACAUAUCUCAUUCAUGUAUAAGUGUGUACAUCCAUCUGUAUGCUUAUCACUGUGCAUAUCCUUGUGACAGAAUCAAUGAAUACAAUUGUGUCUUUAUCUGAUGAAUUUAGAAUCUGUUUUGCAAAUGAUAAUAAAAUGUUAUAACAAC